UUCAUCAGAAUGAAGACGUUAGUUAGUCGUAAUAUCAGAAGCAAAUAUGAAAACAAACAAAACCGAUAGUUACUGGAAAUAUCACAAACCAAAAAUGAACACAAACAAACACGGUAGUUAUGAUAAUCCCACAAAGUAAAUACGAUAACAAACAGACCAAAGAAUAUAACAGCCUCCUCGGCAGCGAAAACAGUUAAAGGUAAUCUCACCACAAACAACAUUACGAAACCUCCCCGCACGUGAAAAGAGUAUUGGGUAAUUUCACAUUUCAAUCAAACAAACAAACAACAACAAAAAAAAACAAGAACAGCGAAAUUGCGCUACCUCACCGCUAGCGAAAACGGUACGCCUCCGUCCGCGAGUACCACGUAAAGCCUCCAGACCUGGAUUCUGAAGCCGUCAUUCCCCGAGAUUCUACAGUGAGGUCAACAACGUCAAAUCAUGAUGGGCAAUACUAGUUCUUCCUUAGCCUCCUCAUCCACAGCGGAUGCGCAAGCUACGAAAGAGGUUAAUGUUGAAACUGUUGAGAAUGUAGAUGUGGUUGCUGUGAAAGGCGAAGAUGCUGCUGAAGGCGGUGUGGCUGCAGAGAAAGGGGAGGUUACUGCAGAGAAGAGUGAAGAUCCUGCUAAGAAAGGUGAAGAUGCUGCUGAGAAAAGUGAAGAUCCUGCUAAGAAAGGUGAAGAUGCUGCUGAGAAAAGUGAAGGUGCUCUUGAAGAUGUACAGGAAGACAGUGAGGAAAAGUGUGAUGUUGAAAAGGGCGAGGGUAGUGGAGGCAAAGAACAGAAAGAAAAAUGUUCUGACCUCGCUGAUAAGGAAAGCGCUAAAAAACCCGAAGAGCGUGAUGUUGGCGAAAAGAAGGCAGAGAAGAGUGAUGUUGGCGAAAAGAAGGCAGAGGAGAGUGAUGUUGGCGAAAAGAAGGCAGAGGAGAGUGAUGUAGGCGAAAAGAAGGAAGAGGAGAGUGAUGUUGGCGAAAAGAAGGCAGAAGAGCGUGAUGUUGGCGAAAAGAAGGCAGAGAAGAGUGAUGUUGGCGAAAAGAAGGCAGAGAAGAGUGGUGUUGGCGAAAAGAAGGCAGAGAAGAGUGGUGUUGGCGAAAAGAAGGCAGAAGAGGAGGAUAGACCCGACAUUAAGACCUUGAACAACAAGGGCGAAGGUGGGAGUGCCUCCGCGACCCCUCAGAGCGUCCCCGAGAGCAAAGCCGAUCCUGCAACUGCGACGAAGGACGGCGACGACCAACCCGACGCCGCCAAAGCCCCCGACAGCGACUCCGACGACGCCGCCAGCGCCCAGGGGGACAGCAGCGGCUACGAGGACGUCCGCACCAGCGACUCGGACGACGCUGGGGCCGAGAAGGCACCCGCCCUGAAGACGAAGGCCAAGCCGACGCAUCCGAAGUACCGGGAGAUGAUCGCCGCGGCGCUGAAGGCUCUGAAGGAGCGCACCGGUUCCUCGCGCCAGGCCAUCCUCAAGUACAUCCUGACCAAGUACGAGGUGGGCGACGAGAAGGUCGUGGGCGUGCAGCUGAGACUCGCCCUGAGGAAGGGGCUGGAGUUGGGCGUCCUGGAGCAGGUCAAGGGCACGGGGGCGUCGGGUUCGUUCAAGCUGGCCAAGGGCGACGCCGCCAAGAAGUCCCCCGUCAAGAGGGAAGCGCCCAAGGAGUCCAAGGAGGAGGCGAGCGAGAGGAAGAUGGCGCUCAAAUCGGCGGCCAAGAAGCUGGGAGUGAAAUCGGCCGUCAAGAAGACCUCGAUAGCCAAGAGGACGUCGGCGGUGAAGGCCGCAGCCGCUAAGAACACCAAGAGGAAACCAGCUGCACCGACCAAGAGCACAGCCAAGAAAACCGCCGCAAAGAAAGCCACGACCGCAAAGAAAACCGCUGCUCCGACCGCAAAGAAGGCCGCGGUUUCCAAGACGGCGGCGAAGAAGACAGCCCCGGCGGCGAAGACCAAGAAGAAGGCGACUCCUGCCAAGGUGACCACUGCAAAGACCGCGACGAAGAAAACGACGCCCGCAAAGAACAUCAAGAAGACGAAUCCCACAAAGAAAACAAGCAAGACAACAAAGUAAAACAAUCCACCAAUCCAAGAAGAAGACAAAAUCCAACAAAAAGAAAACGAACAAGUCGACAAAACAAAACUAGACCAAUCCAAGAAGAAGACAAAACCCAAUAGAGAAAGCAAACAAGGAAGCAAAACAAAGGUAAAACCAACCCAUCACCGUCAAGAAGGAAUCCGGUAAACAGAAACAACCUUCUUCUAAUGGCUAUUGAUUGCUGCAUUUGCAACGAAAACUUAUUUUGAAGCUGAUGUUUUUUUUUCUUCUAUACACUGUAUUGUCUUCCAUUCUGU
Penaeus monodon (black tiger shrimp) is the source of this 2342-nucleotide messenger RNA. Its product is annotated as nucleolar protein dao-5-like. The record is from RefSeq and is a predicted model, not a curated record. Gene Ontology annotation, molecular function: DNA binding; structural constituent of chromatin. Gene Ontology annotation, cellular component: nucleosome. The coding region runs from base 442 to 2061 and encodes 539 amino acids. Gene Ontology annotation, biological process: nucleosome assembly. Lineage: Eukaryota; Metazoa; Arthropoda; Malacostraca; Decapoda; Penaeidae. The transcript has a single exon.